CACAUCUGGUAAUACUCUCUGUUAGCGCUUCCUGGUUCUAAGUCUCCAUGGUAACCGGCAGCCACGGCGCCGCGCGUUGCAUGUUGGGAACGGUCUGGUCGCUAAGCUACAGACGCUCGCAACCACACAUACCGGAAAGAGUGGCUAAUGGCGGAAAAUCACUAUGGCGCCUCUGAUUAUGACCAUCGGGCCAUGAAACUGCAGCGGAAUCUCAGAGAAUGUGAAGGAAAGAGAUUAGCGUUGGAAAGAGAGCUAUUCCAGCACAGCUCAUCUGAUGCACACAUAUGCCAUCUCAAGUACAUUAAACUGAAAAACUCCUUGAAAGAAAUAUGUGAGCGUGGGAAGAAAGCCCGCCUUAGAAACCAGGCAUUUCUGCAUGAGUUUGACCUCAUUGAAACACGACUCCAUGGGUUGAUAUCCAAUGCAAAUGCUCUUCAGCAAAAGAAGAUGCAGCUGAAUUCACAUCCGCCAGAAAUUAACAAAGGCCCAAACAUGUCAAGAAGCAUGUAUCAUCCGGCAACAAUCUUCAUGGGCCGCCAAAUGUCAGCCAGCUCAAGCAUUGAACAUUGCCUUACACAGAGGAAAUCUCCCCAGCCCACAAAGAGCUUUUCAAUUUCUGACCCACAUUCAGUCAGACAGGCAGCAAUAAACAGCAAUGUGACAGACAGCUGUGUAGUACCAGCUAAUAGUGAUAUUCAGUGCUUAAAUAAGCCUGACAAAAUAGAUGGGAACACAUCCUUCCAGAUUAGUCAGAAAAUGCCGGUCACAUCCGUUGCAUCCUCUGAGGAUGGAAGAACACACCGUGUAGAGAUCGACAAGAGUCAAAGUGGUAGGAAACAUUUAGUUGAAAGCAAGCAAUCUGCACAACUUAGCACACAGACUCUGGAAAGAUUAAGUCCAGAGAACAGAGCAAGGGAUUUACAGAAUGACAGCCCAGGCAACAAGGUGGAAAAAUCAUUGAUGUAUGAAAGGCUGGUUCCUAAUGAAGAGAGAUUUACACACGCAAACCCCUCUGGAGCUUCACCUGAUGCCUGUGAUUACAUAAAUAACCAAACAUCAGAUAAACAUAGCACCAGGGAAAAUCUGUCAGAUACGAUUGAAAGCCACCUUAUCAAUGAAGAAGAAGGCAAUGAAUGUCUCGACAGCAGCAGUGACCUUACAGUUUCUAUUAGUGAAUCAGAGGAUGAUUCCCAUCCACCUGGUGAAGUCAGUGUAGAAGCCGAAAGGAAUGAUGGAAAAAACCCAUAUACAGCUUUAUCCAAACAAGAGGCUUUUGUACUAAAGAAUAAUGAAAAAACACCUACCAUACAGUACCUCCAAACAACAGAAGUAAUUUCAUGUGAUGAGUCUUCUUCCUCCUCUACAAUCAGUCAGAAUAACUUGACUGAUGAAGGAUUUUUCCAUUUGCUUCAGUCAGUAGAGAGAAUGGUGCUGCAAAGGAAACAUGGCUGUAUGGAACUUUACCAAAGAGCAGGUGUAAGCCACAAAAAACGUGUACAUCUCAUAAGUGUUUGCAACCAGAUGAGAGAGUUGACGGUUAAAGAUCUUGAGGCCUGCUGUGCACUUGUACUGUGCAAGGUCCAGGAACUGCUGAAGAGCACAUUGGCUGGAUACUUACAUGAAGGAACUACUGACACUCACAGUACAGAAGCAAGUAAAGAGAGGUCAGUGUCAAGAUUACUGCAGGAAAGACUGCUUGAUCAUGUUGCAUUCCUAAAUAAGCAUCAUGUUUUGAAUGAAAAUAUUCUACCUGAAUGUUUUACCUCCCUGAUCAUGUUAAAUGAUGGACAAAACAGUUGCCAGAAUGUGGAAAAUUCUACUGAAGAUGAAAAUGUACCUCAUAGAACCAGCACUACCAGAGAGGAUUCCUUAGCUAUAAAGCCUGGACAGACUGAAAAGGAUCUUUCUAAAACCACAGCACUGUCACACCAAAACAUUGAGACACAAGAUGUCAUAAGCUCACGUGCAGAUGACAAGAAAAAAGAAAACUUCACAGAAAAAAAAAAAAUUACAGGCCAGCCAGGAGUUGUGCCACAGAGUGCAAACACUAGUGUUCAAAGCAGCACACAAACCGAGGAGGAAAAUGAUGAGGAUGAAAUCAGUGAUAUAUCAGACAUUGACAUUCCUGGGCUGACAGUGGAAGAAGGCAAUCCCAUGGCAAAAACAAGCAAGAAACUGAGCUCAGAAACAAGUUUUUCUUCUAGUGAAAAAAGUCCCCUAUCCAGAAAAGAAGACAAAGACAUUCAACCAAAUUAUUUGAAGUUAAACAGUAUGUCUACAGAUAACAAGUUUAGCAAGGUGGUAACAACUGUAAAGUCUAAAGCUUUUUGGGGUGAAUCAGAGGACAGCAGUUCAGAUAUAGAAGCCAUGUUAAGGCCAAAAACAGAAAGUGCAGAUGAUUUUGAUGAACUCUUUGACUAGAAUGCAAUUUCUUGAAUAUUGCUGUUACUUUUUUAAAUGAUGUGUUAUUGGUAUGUCAGACAAAAACAGCAAUUAAAAGAAGGUAUAAUGUAAUAAAAUCUGACCUGUCUGCAGUGUUAUCACACAAGUGUAAACUUUACCAUAUUAUGAUUGAGUUAUAUUUAACUUUUCCCUGUUAUUUUUGAAUUGAUUACCAAUUUAAUUAGCAGAUUGCUUUCUGUUUAUAACUGAUCAGUACUUGUGUUAAAAAAUUUGGCCCAGUAACUCAUCACUUGGAUGCCAAUUUAUACAAAUUCAAGGUCAACAACAAAAAAAAGCUGACAAAUUGUGAGCAACUUUUCACUACCUUGUUAAAAGUGACAUUAGCACCAACAAAAUUAAAAUGUUUUAAAGUAAUUGAAAUAUAAUGUACUCUUGCCCUGCACUGAUACAACUGGUGUGUUUGCUUCAUAAAGACUAUUAUAGUUCAAAUAAAUAAGCUGUUGUGUAA
This is a messenger RNA of Xenopus tropicalis (tropical clawed frog), 2911 nucleotides long. RefSeq names its product kizuna centrosomal protein (gene kiz). The transcript has 14 exons. Gene Ontology annotation, biological process: spindle organization. The record is from RefSeq and is a predicted model, not a curated record. Gene Ontology annotation, cellular component: centrosome. The coding region runs from base 148 to 2421 and encodes 757 amino acids. NCBI's taxonomy places the organism in Eukaryota, Metazoa, Chordata, Amphibia, Anura, Pipidae.